Erigeron canadensis is the source of this 1147-nucleotide messenger RNA. Its product is annotated as nuclear transcription factor Y subunit C-4-like. Gene Ontology annotation, cellular component: nucleus. Gene Ontology annotation, biological process: regulation of DNA-templated transcription. The record is from RefSeq and is a predicted model, not a curated record. Lineage: Eukaryota; Viridiplantae; Streptophyta; Magnoliopsida; Asterales; Asteraceae. Gene Ontology annotation, molecular function: protein heterodimerization activity; DNA-binding transcription activator activity, RNA polymerase II-specific; DNA binding. The transcript is spliced from 2 exons. Bases 108 to 809 code for a protein of 233 amino acids.
CAAUUCACCUUAUCUUCAAUCCCUCACCACCUUCACAAUCUAAAAGUAAACAAGAAAAAAAACACCAACAAGAAAGAAAGAAAGAAAAAAGACCCAUUCUUGUACAAAUGGAAAAUACCACCACCAAUAACAACCACACACCAUCCACCGCACCACCACCACCACCACAAGCCACCGCAUUCCCACCACAACAACAACCAUACCAACAUCUUCUCCAACAACAACAUCAACAACUCCAAAUGUUUUGGAACUACCAACGUCAAGAAAUCGAGCAAGUCAACGAUUUCAAAAACCAUCAACUUCCUCUUGCACGUAUCAAAAAAAUCAUGAAAGCCGAUGAAGAUGUCCGCAUGAUAUCCGCGGAAGCUCCCAUUUUAUUCGCGAAAGCAUGCGAACUCUUUAUAUUAGAACUUACCAUACGUUCAUGGCUCCAUGCAGAAGAAAACAAACGUAGAACUUUACAAAAAAACGAUAUUGCCGCCGCUAUAACGCGUACGGACAUCUUUGAUUUCCUUGUUGAUAUUGUCCCAAGGGAUCAUGAAAAUGUUAAUAAUAAUAAUAUUAAUGAUGUUGGUUCGGUUGUUAGUAAUGUUGGGAUGGUUGGGAAUAAUAAUAAUAAUAGUAGCGCAGCUAGUGGGCUACCUUAUUAUUAUCCACCGGUGGGUCAGCCGGCCCUGGGAAGGCCAGCUGUGGAUCCCACCGGUAUGUAUGGACCGCCUUCGCAGGCGUGGCAGUCGGUUUGGCAGGAUGAUGGGUCUUAUGGAAGUGGUGGCAGUGCCGGACAUGGUGGUAUCGAUGGACAAGGCUAAAAACCGAUUGUUCAAUGACUUGGUGGUUGUUGGCUUUUAAUUUUCUUGGAGAGGGCGGCAAGGAUGGAAUGAAUGGGAAGGAGCUGCAGCCCUGUUGGUGUAGCAAUUCCUGCAAAUUCUGUUAUGAACAUUGGGGGUUGCUAGCUAUACAUAGUGUAACCACAAGAAGAAGAAAAAAACAAAAGUAGCUAGUUUGAAUGAUUGAAUAUGCAGAUGUAGUGUUAGAGAUCGAUCUCUGUAUAAAAUCAUCCUUAAUUUCAACCAUCAUACAUUGUGCAGUCUAAUUUGCAAAUUUCUGCCUUUUCUAUAUAUCAAGUUGUCAAAGAUUGAAACCGCCA